Messenger RNA from Kogia breviceps (pygmy sperm whale), 5106 nucleotides. It is a transcript of the gene YEATS2, whose product is annotated as YEATS domain containing 2. Gene Ontology annotation, biological process: chromatin remodeling; regulation of transcription by RNA polymerase II. Lineage: Eukaryota; Metazoa; Chordata; Mammalia; Artiodactyla; Physeteridae. Gene Ontology annotation, cellular component: ATAC complex; NuA4 histone acetyltransferase complex. The record is from RefSeq and is a predicted model, not a curated record. Gene Ontology annotation, molecular function: histone binding.
CCGGGCCAGACGGGUCGGGCGGGCUCUGCCGAGCAGUGUUCUUCCGCGGGCUCCAGGGUCGCUGGGGCCUCGUGGCGGGGCGGCUCCACGGGGCUUGGCCCGCUUCCUCCCCUCCCCCGUGCCCUCUCGCGGCGCCCGGCGGGGCCUGCGCUUCAGCCGGAGACCCGGAAAAAGGCAUGCACAUUGGGCAGUCUUUGAGAAGCCUGGAUAGUGUUGGAGUAAAAGCUGCUGCUAUUUUUAGUUUGCAAGUGAAGAACGAAUGUCAUCAUGUCUGGAAUCAAGCGAACAAUCAAAGAAACUGACCCUGAUUAUGAGGAUGUAUCUGUGGCCCUUCCAAAUAAGCGGCAUAAAGCAAUUGAGAAUUCAGCUCGAGAUGCUGCUGUGCAGAAGAUUGAGACUAUUAUCAAGGAACAAUUUGCACUUGAAAUGAAGAAUAAGGAACAUGAAAUUGAGGUCAUUGACCAGCGACUAAUUGAGGCAAGAAGGAUGAUGGAUAAACUUCGUGCCUGCAUUGUCGCAAACUACUAUGCUUCUGCAGGACUUCUGAAAGUUUCUGAGGGAUCAAAGACAUGUGAUACGAUGGUUUUUAAUCAUCCUGCUGUCAAGAAAUUUUUGGAAUCACCAUCUAGGUCAUCAUCUCCUGCCAAUCAGAGAUCAGAAACACCAUCAGCCAAUCAUUCAGAAAGUGAUUCUUUAUCUCAACACAAUGACUUCUUAUCUGACAAAGACACUAACAGCAAUGUGGACAUAGAGGAAAGACUCUCAAGCAACACAGAGCAGAGACCAGGCCGAAAUACUGGAAGGGACACUUCUGGUAUUACUGGCUCCCAUAAAACAGAACAGCGGAAUACUGAUCUUACAGGAGAUGAGACUUCACGACUUUUUGUAAAGAAAACAAUAGUAGUGGGCAAUGUGUCCAAGUACAUACCUCCUGAUAAGAGAGAAGAAAAUGACCAGUCAACCCACAAGUGGAUGGUAUAUGUCCGAGGGUCUCGUAGAGAACCCAGCAUUAAUCAUUUUGUCAAGAAAGUUUGGUUCUUUCUUCAUCCCAGCUAUAAACCAAAUGACCUUGUGGAAGUUAGAGAACCUCCUUUUCACUUGACCAGAAGAGGCUGGGGUGAGUUUCCUGUCAGAGUUCAAGUUCACUUUAAGGACAGCCAGAACAAGCGGAUAGAUAUCAUACAUAAUCUGAAGCUGGACAGAACUUAUACUGGCUUGCAGACUCUUGGAGCAGAGACGGUAGUGGAUGUUGAGCUCCAUCGGCAUUCUCUUGGAGAAGACUCUGUUUAUCCUCAGUCCUCCGAGUCAGACAUCUCAGAUGCCCCACCAUCCUUGCCUUUGACCAUUCCAGCCCCUGUGAAAGCAUCCUCACCAGUAAAGCAGUCACAUGAGCCAGUACCUGAUACCUCUGUGGAGAAAGAAGGAUUCCCAGCCAACACUGAAGCUGAGAGACACACUACAUUUUAUUCUUUGCCAUCUUCAUUGGAACGAACACCCACCAAAAUGACAACAUCCCAGAAAGUUACCUUUUGUUCUCAUGGCAAUUCAGCUUUUCAGCCAAUAGCGUCAAGUUGCAAAAUUGUGCCACAAAGUCAGGUUUCUAAUCCGGAGUCACCUGGAAAGUCCUUCCAGCCUAUCACCAUGAGCUGCAAGAUUGUCUCAGGUUCCCCUAUAUCAACCCCAAGUCCAUCGCCAUUGCCUCGAACCCCAACUUCCACUCCAGUCCAUGUGAAGCAAGGCACUGCCAGUUCUGUUAUUAAUAAUCCUUAUGUUAUCGUGGACAAGCCAGGGCAGGUUAUUGGAGCCACCACUCCUACUGCAGGAAGUCCUACCAGCAAGCUCUCUGCUGUCUCUCAGGCCUCCCAAGGAACAGGUUCCCCGAUUCCUAAAAUUCAUGGAAGUAGUUUUGUAACAUCUGCUGUCAAGCAGGAGGAUUCUUUGUUCGCAUCUAUGCCACCUCUUUGCCCAAUUGGGAGUCACCCUAAAGUUCAAAGCCCCAAACCUAUAACUGGAGGACUUGGAGCUUUCACAAAAGUAAUCAUCAAACAGGAACCUGGUGAAGCCUCUCAUGUACCAACAACAGGAGCUGCCAGCCAGUCACCACUCCCUCAGUAUGUGACUGUGAAAGGGGGUCACAUGAUAGCUGUGUCCCCUCAAAAACAAGUCCUAACUGCUGGAGAAGGGACUGCCCAGUCACCAAAGAUUCAGCCCUCUAAGGUUGUUGGGGUUCCAGUUGGGUCUACCUUACCUUCGGCAGUGAAGCAGGCGGUGGCAAUCAGUGGUGGCCAGAUCCUCGUAGCCAAGGCCAGCUCAUCUGUCGCCAAAGCAGUUGGUCCAAAGCAAGUUGUGACCCAAGGAGUUGCCAAGGCAAUUGUGAGUGGAGGUGGAGGAACCAUUGUCGCUCAGCCGGUGCAAGCUUUAACCAAGGCUCAGGUCACUGCUGCUGGCCCUCAGAAGAGUGGAUCCCAGGGUUCAGUAAUGGCGACGUUGCAGUUACCAGCCACUAAUUUGGCCAACUUGGCAAAUUUGCCUCCUGGCACUAAACUCUACCUUACAACGAAUAGCAAGAACCCUUCAGGAAAAGGAAAACUGCUGCUGAUCCCUCAAGGAGCCAUCCUGCGGGCUACCAACAAUUCUAACCUCCAGUCUGGCUCAGCUGCCAGUAGCGGUGGUGGCGGCAGUGGCAGUGGAGGAGGAACCGGGGGAGCCCAAAGCCCUGCCGGCCCUGGAGGGAUAUCCCAGCACCUGACGUACACGUCUUACAUCCUCAAGCAAACCCCUCAGGGCACGUUUUUAGUUGGCCAGCCAUCACCCCAGACAUCUGGAAAACAGCUGACUACGGGGUCAGUGGUCCAAGGAACACUGGGAGUCAGCACAUCCUCUGCACAAGGACAGCAAACAUUAAAAGUCAUCUCUGGACAAAAAACCACUUUGUUUACCCAGGCGGCCCCAGGGGCACAGGCAUCUCUAAUGAAAAUAUCUGAUAGCACAUUGAAGUCUGUGCCAGCCACCUCACAACUCUCAAAGCCUGGAACCACAAUGCUAAGGGUAGCAGGAGGAGUUAUUACAACUGCCAGUUCCCCAGCUGUAGCCCUCUCAGCAAAUGGUCCUGCACAACAGCAGUCGGAAGGAACAGCUCCCAGUUCAUCGUCUACUAUGACUUCUGUAAUGAAAACUUCUGGGCAGCAGCAAGUGUGUGUGAGUCCAGCCACCAUGGGACCCUGCAAGGCUGCUGCCCCCUCUGUCAUCAGUGCGACGUCCCUGGUGUCCACACCAAACCCCAUCUCUGGAAAGGCCACAGUAUCAGGACUGUUAAAGAUUCACUCCAGUCAGUCCAGUCCCCAGCAGGCUGUCCUGACAAUCCCCAGCCAGCUCAAACCACUCAGUGUAAACACAUCUGGGGGUGUGCAGACUAUACUGAUGCCUGUGAAUAAAGUGGUUCAGUCAUUUCCUACCAACAAAUCGCCUGCCAUUCUGCCUGUAGCUGCCCCAACUCCAGUUGUCCCCAGCUCUGCUCCAGCAACUGUUACAAAAGUGAAGACUGAACCAGAAACACCUGUGCCAAGCUGCCCCUCUCAGGACGGUCACACAGCAGUGAAAACAGAAGAAAGUUCUGAGCUGGGAAACUAUGUCAUUAAGAUAGACCAUUUAGAGACUAUCCAGCAACUCUUAACAGCAGUAGUAAAGAAGAUCCCUUUAAUCACUGCAAAAAGUGAAGAUGCCAGCUGUUUUUCUGCAAAAUCUGUGGAGCAGUAUUAUGGCUGGAACAUUGGGAAAAGGAGAGCUGCUGAGUGGCAAAGAGCGAUGACAAUGCGAAAAGUCUUACAAGAAAUACUGGAAAAGAAUCCAAGAUUUCAUCACCUGACUCCGCUUAAAACCAAGCACAUUGCUCACUGGUGUCGCUGCCAUGGCUACACCCCACCUGACCCCGAAAGCCUGAGGAGCGACGGGGACUCGAUCGAGGAUGUGCUGACCCAGAUUGACAGCGAGCCAGAGUGCCCGUCAUCAUUCUCCUCUGCCGACAACCUCUGCCGGAAACUGGAGGACCUGCAGCAGUUUCAGAAAAGAGAGCCGGAGAAUGAGGAGGAGGUGGACAUCCUCAACCUCUCAGAGCCGUUAAAGAUAAACAUCAAAAAAGAACAGGACGAGAAACAGGAAGAAAUGAAAUUCUACCUGCCACCAACACCAGGCUCUGAAUUUAUUGGUGACAUCACACAGAAGAUUGGGAUCACCCUGCAGCCUGUGGCGCUGCAUAGGAAUGUGUAUGCGUCGGUGGUGGAGGACAUGAUUCUGAAGGCUACAGAGCAGCUGGUCAGUGAUAUCCUGAGACAGGCUUUGGCGGUUGGAUACCAGGCAGCGUCUCACAACAGGAUUCCCAAGGAAAUUACAGUGAGUAAUAUUCACCAGGCCAUUUGCAACACUCCUUUUCUGGACUUCCUCACAAACAAACACAUGGGGAUAUUGAAUGAAGAUCAGUGAACAGAAUGAAGAUGCCCCUAGGAAAGCAGGAUUCGAAGUCUUGAACUGUGAUGACUCUUCUAUUUGAGAGAGAAGGUAGUUUUCCGUGUGCCUCAGAGUACGAUGGCUACUAAACCAUUGCCUCCACUGAGUAACACCAGUGUUCAGUCCCAGGUCAAAUCCUUUUAGAAGAGAAGUUUGUUUCCUGAUUCUAGAGUGAAGCCAUGAGUGGAUGCAUGCUCUGUCAGCUUGAAUCUGUUCCCUCUCUGUGCAAGCUCCAUCGGUCUCAAAGCAGGGUCAGGCCCCAUGUAUCAGGCCCUUCUGUCCUCUGCGUGUUUUCCAGGGGGCACCUUGGGCCUGAGUCUCCCUCCAGGAGGCGGAAAAUGAGUCUGGCAAGCUAGAGAUCUGUUUCACCCAGUCUGUGGGCUGGGGUUACAGCCCCCCACCCCCGCCCCAUUACCCUGAUAACAUGUGGAGGAGGGCUGGGCUUCGGCACUCAGACCCCAAGCAUCGGCUCAGGAAGCAGUGAUGCUGUGCGGAAGACACACAAGCCUGGGAGGCUGCAGACUGAGAAUGCUUCUUUCAUGGAACACAGGAGCAUUACGACAACCAGUCUCAGCACCGUCAGGGGAUGGACAGGUCCCAGCA